Leishmania braziliensis MHOM/BR/75/M2904 is the source of this 6753-nucleotide messenger RNA. It is a transcript of the gene REH2, whose product is annotated as RNA editing associated helicase 2,putative;with=GeneDB:Tb927.4.1500. Gene Ontology annotation, cellular component: intracellular anatomical structure. NCBI's taxonomy places the organism in Eukaryota, Euglenozoa, Kinetoplastea, Trypanosomatida, Trypanosomatidae. The transcript has a single exon. Gene Ontology annotation, molecular function: RNA binding; ATP binding. The record is from RefSeq and is a predicted model, not a curated record. The coding region runs from base 1 to 6753 and encodes 2250 amino acids.
AUGGGUGCGGCUGGCUGCACGGGCGCCCCAACGUGGCUCUGGGCACACGGGCUGUCCAACACAGCGAAAGAGGCGGAGUUGCUAGCCGCCAUGCAUGCAGAGCAGAUGGCGGACCUGCUAGGAUACCACGUCUUCACCCUCCCAUCAAAGCAGCACAAGCACGCUGAGACAGCUCGCGCGGCAGGCCGUUACGCGUCCUCGCCGAAGGAUAAGGAUAGUGGCCCUUCGACAGAGAAGCGUAUGGCGCAGUGGCCCUUGCCCUUGAGGCGCAUCCUGACAGACGAGGAGACGGAGGGCGGGGAAUGGCAUCUUGUGAACACCGCGCCCUCCCUUCGACACUACAUCUCUUCGGAACAUACAUUGCUUUCGCCGUGCCUGCUGGAUCCCAAGUCGAGACUCAGGAUCGAGGCUCUCUUCGCACGUGCUCCUCGUGGCUGCCCUUCGUUUGCGCAACAGUUGAGUGUGGAAAGGGUGCGCACGCUGACGGCGAGCAGCGCGGCAGACGGCGGCGAAGAGGCGAUGGUGGCGCGACUCGUUUUGCCAUCGCAGGUGACGGGUAUCGCGAACCCCUCGACGGACCUCGUCGCCUCUGGAAAGGCGAUGGAGCGAGCAACAGCGGUGAUUCUGGCCUGCAUGCAUGCAGAGCUUCUGCUGGAUGCUGUGGGUGUCACUAUAUUCGACGACCUGGCGAUGCAGAAGGCCCAUGCCAUGGCAGCGUGGAGCUAUGGACGCCCUGCUCCACUACCAGGCAUGAGGCCGAAGAAUCCAUUACACGUGCACCUUCCACAGCCGCUGAAGGAGCUCGUCGUGAGGACAGCAGGGAACGGUCGCGCUCGCACGUCGUCGAGAUCGGCUGAAGAGGACUGGUUUCACAGGCAUAACGUUGUCACUGAGCAAAGUGGGAGCUUCGUAGAAACCGUUGUGGCCGAGUCUACUGCGGUGGAGGACAUUACUGCGUUUCUUCACACUCGUGGUGCCAUGCGGGCCGCCGCCCCAUUUCUGCAGGUAGCAAUCGGUGCUCGAGUCAAGUCCACAGUGUUGCUGCCCUUGCCGGAUCUCUAUGGCAUUCGCGGCGGCGUGGGAAUCGCAUCGAAUGCGCAGGACGCUAACACUCUUGCAGCUAUGCAUGCGUUGGAUGUGCUGUGCAUGCUCCGUGUCCCUGUAAAAGCUGAGACAGCGAUGGACAUCGCAUGGAAACGUGCUCGCCGUGAGCGCGUUCCAGACGUUCCCUGCGAAUCGGCGGACGUCUCCACGCCAAGUCCUCCAGCACGCCGCUGCACCGCCAAGAAGCUGAUCAAACAGGUCGCUGUAGUUGCAGCGGCCUUGUCCGAGGAUUUUGCGUCUGUGGGCGAAGAGCAGACAAAAUCUUGCAACACCGUCAGCACACCCACACCGUCGCGGUGCCGUGCGGUGAAGCGCGCGCGACUUGCUACGGAGGCAUCUGCACCAGACGAUGAUCUCUCGAAGGCGGAGGCGAAAGCGACGUUGGACUCGACUCCGCCGAAAGUGCCCGUCUACGGGACAGCAAAAAUGGCGGACGAGGAACGGCUGUCCGCCGUGCGGGCUGUGGUGCUGAAAGAGUUCUGGGACAUGGAGCCAGACACCCCUGACGGGUACAUUAUGGUUGCCCCGGGUGUGCCGGAAGGAUCUGCGGUAGCUGCGUAUGCGAUUACAUCCCCGCGCAGGAUGGACAAGUCGGCCAAGAGGCGCGUGCUAGACUAUUUGUCAACCGUCGGCCGUCGCCUCGACGAUGUCAUCGUCGUCCGGCAAGCCCUCAGCGAGGACGAGACGGAGGGUCGACCGCGGCAUCGAUGUGCGCUGAAAGUCCCGCUGCCGGCCGUUUGCGGGGAAGCGCGACUCGCGCUAGGCGAGGCCGACACAAUCGCCGACGCCGAAAACGUUGCCUGUAUGCACGCGGAGCUCAUUCUCGAUGCACUCGGAGUUUGCCUCUACACCGACCUCGUCAAGCAAAAGCGGCAUGCUGAAGCGUGCGCGCAAUGGGGUCGUUGGGCACCAUCGGGUCCUGGCGAGGAGCAGCCGAGCAGCACAUCAUCCCCGCCGCCGCUGCGCCGCGAGCACCCUGGCUCACUGCACUGGGAGCGCCAGAAAGAGCAGAACAAGCGACGAGGCCACAGUCUCGGUAAGACACAAGGGGUAACAAAACAGUGGCUUGCCGAGGAAGGGGACCGCGAGAAGACCGCGCGUCUCCGAGAGUCUGCAGAGACAGCAAAGACGGACGCACCCACGUCAGAGGCGGCGGUGGUGGACGCUGAGGCGUUUGAGUACGUGGUGGAAUCGCAACUUGACACGGUCAGCAAGUACCGUGUGCAAUACUACUUGAGGUACGAAAACCUUAAAGCGACACCGGUCACAUUCACAUCCAACAUGGGGCACAGUGUGCUCUUGCAUGUAGCGACUUGGUCUCUUCCGAUGCCUGCCCGCUACGGCAGUGAGUCUGUGGAGCAGAAGCGCCUCGAGUACAUUGUCAAGGGUGCUGCCUCGACCCGGAGAGAUGCGGAGCUGCUGUCGUGGAUGCAUGCAGAGCGCAUGCUGGACUUUCUCGGCAUCCCUCUCUUCCCCAACCUGCCCAAGCUGCAGGCUUAUCACGCCAAACGUGCACAAGUGGAGGGAAGGGUUGCCCCAGCUCUCAUCACGGGCACAACGGCACCGCUGCCUCACCCCAGCGAAGUACCUUUGAAGCCACUGCGACUGCGCAUGAAGCGCUUUAACAUUGAUCUGACGGCUCCGCUGCCGCCGUGUCCAUCGACGGACACCGAAGACGGCUCUUACGUGACCCCAGGUGCGUGGGAAGCAUACGUGGAGGCGUGUGCUGCGUACGUGCUUGCGAAGCAGAUGGCGAUCAAGAACUGCUUCUACGAGGAGCAGCGGGUACCGCGGACAGGAGACGUGGUGAUCGAUGCCGCCCUCGCGGAGGCGGAGGCAAAGCCCGUGGAUCCAGAUGCCAGAUUGCGCCUCGCUGCGUACUGCCUCACAACGCUCAAGAGAUUCGUCCCACGGUACGACUCAUAUCUGGUCGGCCCCAUGCAUCACCGCAUCACCUACGCUACUAUUCCACUCCCUGGCUUUGAGUACCUACUAGGCCGUGGUGUGGGACACAACAAGGUGGUGGCCCAGCGACGAGCCGCCAUGCAUGCCUUGGCCAUUCUGCGGCGCGUCGACGAGUCCUAUGACGACAAGUUUCCUGCUGUCGCGGCGUAUGUGCAGAAGGUGAACAGCGACAAGAAGUGGAAGGAGGAUACUCAAGCGGUCGCUGACGGCGAGUUUGACCUCGACACCUUCAGCACUCUACCCCUCAUCAACGCGGACGCCGAAAGCUCGCUGACAAAGCAAGAAAAGCACCACCUCAGCCGUUUUAGCUCUCUCUUCGUUACUCAGGCGGCUUGGUAUUCCAAACAACAUGUAUUCACCGUAGACGGCAAAAAGCGUGCUGUUUGCCUCUACACAGUGUGCUUUGACUUGCCGCCACCCGAGGAGCAUCUGCUUGUACGUUUGCUUCCGAGGGAAGAGAGCGAGAUGGCGUUCACAAAGCCUCCCUCUGCAGGUAAUCUUAAGCUCGAGAUGGAAAGCGUUGUGGCGACGCAUCCAGAGGCGAAUCGCGUGAAAACGGGGGCCAUUUUUUCCGCGCGUGUCUCCAUCGUCGAUGAGGAUGGUCAGAAAAUGACAGCCAGCUGCAGUGGUGGUGGAACCAGGGACAACAUCCUCAGCGCGUACGAGAAGCUGUUCUUGAUGAUGGAAGGACAGGUGCCGGCCAUGAAGCUCAUUGUCGAUUUGCUAAAGCUGAACCCGUACCUUCUGCCAGAACUAAUUCCGUCGCUGACGAUUCCUGAUGCGGUGCAGCAGCGAAUGCAGGCGUGCCUGCAGAACCAACAAGACUUGUCCGCAGCAAUGCCGUGCUCUGGGGGCACGGCGUCACUGACAAGCCACCGAAAAAGCCUCAAUGAGAGCAAUGAGAGGCUAACUGGCGGUGGCGGGGAGAGCUGCUCUACUAGAACGCAGCAGGCCGCCGACAAGGAGACGGAGGAGUCUGCUCGCCUUCUUGAACAACUACAGCGGCGCAUCACAAACCCCGUAUACCUGGAGAAGUUUGCGACCAGGCGUGCCGAGCUGAGCAUUGCCGAACACAAGCAUGAGAUUCUCGAGGCCAUCCGCAACAACCCCGUCACCAUCAUCUGCGGAACGACGGGCUGUGGCAAGACGACACAGGUUCCUCAGUACAUCCUCGACGAGGAGACCUUGAAGGGUAACGGGGGGCGGUGCUCCAUCAUCGUUACGCAGCCGCGGCGACUCAGUGCAGUUUCUAUUGCGCAGCGCGUCGCGGCGGAGCGGCUGGAGCCGCUUGAGGAGUCCACAGGGUACAUUAUCCGCUUUGACGCACGCAAGGGCCGACACAUCACGUUCGCCACAUCCGGCCUGCUUCUUCGCGUGAUGCAGACGGACACGCUGCUUGACGACUACACUCACGUCAUCAUCGACGAAAUUCACGAGCGCGACAUGAACUCCGACUUCAUCCUGAUGCUACUGCGGCAAGUGCUGGAGAAGCGGCGCGACAUCCGAAUUGUUCUGAUGAGCGCUACCCUGCAUGCCGCUGACUUCCAGGCAUACUUUGGCGGCGCCCCGCUCAUUCAAGUCGAGGGGCAUGUCUUUCCGGUUAAGGAGUACUUCUUGGAAGACCUUGUGCCGUUCGCGCGCGAGCAUAACUGCUUCACGCCCCUCCUGAAGGAGGCGGCCUGCGUUGCGGAAAGUAGUGAGCACAAAGGAUGCAACGCCUCCGCGCAGCCAGAUAUUGGUGUCACGCAUGCCCCCAUCGUGGUGUCGGGUGAGGACUGCGCGACGGCCUGCAUCCCUCGAUCGCGCUACGGCUUCCUCGAAGCAUCGACGCCGGUCGACUACCCUACCAUCCAGUUCGCCAUUGAGCAGGCGCUCCGCAUGAUUGACAUCACUGAUUCUUCCAUCCUCGUGUUUCUGUCGGGGUGGGACGAGAUCCAUAAGGCGCGAGAUGUGCUGGAGCGCAACACGUCGUACUAUGUUUUGCCGCUACACUCUGCGGUGUCGGCUGAGUCGCAGCUGAAGUGUUUCUUGCCACCACCACCCGGCAAAAUAAAGAUCAUUCUCUCCACCAACAUCGCUGAAAGCGGCGUGACAAUCGACGACGUUGGCGUCGUGAUCGACACGGGCCGGAUGAAGCAGCUGGGGUACGCCACGCGCAUACGCACGUUGGUUCCAAAAAGUGACCCACAGGGCUACGAUUCGAACCGUGUCGAAGACACUCCGACCGUGGUAUCACCAUCUCUGGUGCCAGAGGAAGCACAGGGAAAAUUUUCGCGCUUGAUGAGCACCUACGCCAGUCGGGCAAACUGCGUACAGCGCCGCGGUCGUGUCGGUCGCACACGCCCUGGCCUUUGCAUUCGUCUUUUCUCGCGCGAACACUUCCGCAGUUUGCACGAGUUCCAAACGCCGGAGCUUCUACGCACACCCCUGGACAAGCUCUGCCUCACCAUCUUGAAGCUCGAGGUCGGUGCUCCUCAGCAGUUUCUGAGGACGGCGAUGGAACCACCGCUCGAGUCGGAGGUGGAUUGCGCCAUGAAACGACUAUACGACCUCGGCGCAACCGACGAGGGCGGUCAGCUCACUCCGCUAGGGCACCGCCUCGCGAAGCUCCCAGUCGAACCGACAAUCGGCAAGACUAUUCUGCUCGGCGCCGCAUUCCGGUGCCUCGACACGGCCCUCACCAUCGCCGCGACAACCGAAAAGGGCGUCUUCACUCGCUCGUUUGAUGCGCGCGUCUCAUCGCGCCUCCACCGCGAGGAUCUUUCGUGUAACACCCUCUCAGACAUCCUUGCCUCCGUGAACGGAUACAAUUAUUGGGUGUCGCUGCUUCGUGAACGGGCGCACGGACAGGUUGCGGAGCAGAUCAGGGCGCGUCAGCUGAGCGUCCCGGCGCUCAUGCAGGCCACUCAGCUGAAGCGGCAGUACUGCAACCUGCUCGUGGAUGACAACUUCAUCGGUGAGGAGUCAAGGGUGCCGACGUCGAUGCACCGGCGUGGAUUCACCAGUGAGGACAUUGUGUUCAUCGAGUCCUCUGAGCAUUCGCGCAAUUCGAUGGAUGUUGGUUUGUCGAAGUGUCUGCUCUGUUCGAACGCGCUUCCUAAAGUCGCGAUGGUUACGGGACCACAAGUGUUGCGCACCUUCUUUGAGAACUACAUUGCGAUCAUGAACGACAGUGUACUGAAGAUGAGCAAACUGACCCAGGAGUCGAAUCCUUUUGUAAUCUACGAUGGACUCAUGAAAAUACCGGAGAAGGAGACGCUCAUGGCUCAUCAUUUAACCUCCGUCUCCCUCUGGUCUGUGCUGCUGAUGAGCACGCGUGCCACCCGAACGGACUACCAUCACGAGCUCAAGCUUGGCGUUGUGAGCGGCUGGAUCUUUUUCCGUUCGAGCUACUCCACGAUUGAGCUUGUGCGGCAGUUCAAGGCGCUUCUCGACCGCCGCCUUUCUCACAAGUUUGACGAUCCGAAAGACGCGGUGAACAAUGCCCGGCUGGACGAACUGUGCGAGAUUGUACAAGAGCUUGCAAACAUGCGCUACCACCCGAAUCGCCUGCAGCCCCAGUCUGUGAUGUGGGGUGAACAGGGGAAAAUGAUCUCGCCCGACAGCAACGUCGACGACGAUGCAGUAAAGGAGACGAGCGAAACGGAGCUUGAAAGCUCUAAGGCGAGCGACGUAGUCAAGUAA